Molecule: messenger RNA, 1087 nt
Organism: Mya arenaria
Lineage: Eukaryota; Metazoa; Mollusca; Bivalvia; Myida; Myidae
Exons: 8
Coding region: 134-1087 (317 amino acids)
Source: RefSeq, a predicted model, not a curated record
UGGCAUAGAUACUAUAAGAUUCUAAACAUGUAAGACUAAACGGAAUAAUAAAAUAAUGUGUCCAUUUGGAAACUAUAUAUAUUCUAUUUUGUUUUGUUUUAUUUUGUGAUUUUGUUUAUUCAAUGUGAUAAAUAUGGGACACUUUGUGUUCGUAGUGAUAGUGAUUUAUAUUUUCGCAUCUUCUAGUCAAUUAAUUGAAGGGUCGUGCACAUGGCCAGCCGCCUUCGCCAACCAAGUAUGGGAAGACAGCGCUCACGGGACUCUAACCUUCACCUCAAGUGAAAUAUCGGCAGGGGGGUUGGUGGUUGAUUAUACUGUUUACGGAACGGUUGAUACAUGGAUAUGCCAGGAUGACUCUCAAUAUGUAUCAAAUAACAUUUUACUGAUUAGAUCGAAAUCAUCUUUCCUUGGACUAGCAAGCACGCCUUUUUACGUCUAUUUUUGCUUGAAGUUGACGACACUCACAAGUUCGUCAUUCAUCUAUUAUCUACAAAACGAACCCGAAAUUCAAACUGCUAACAAAAACCGAGUGAAAACAUCAAAUAUUGAUACUAGCACGGCGUCUGAUGUUUGUGACUCAGCCAACGCUGCAACUGGUCAGGAGUUUAUUACUCUUGUCAAUCAAGCUUCGGCCAGUACAGCUUAUACCCAGUGUCCGUCCGUGCUGCUGGGACAUUUCGAGUUCAACUACACGGCAGCAGGGGGGACUGAGACGUGUAAUGACCCAACCCAGAACACGCCAAACGGGCACGAGCGCAUGGACGUCUGCACGGACAAAACCAAACUAGAUUUUCCCUAUCCAUGCGCAACGUCCAUAGUUAACGCCGCUGCGGAAGUUCACUGUGUAGCAUCAGUGACGUCAGGAAGUGACACAUUCGUCGCGCUUUAUAACCCUCAGGCAAGCGUUGACGGAUCGACAACGUUCCGCUUCUCAUGCCUGGCAAUAUCGUCUAACAGUCUCCAGGCGACAGUCGUGAACAACAGUUGCACGAGCGCAAUGACGUCAUCAAAUCUUGCCGUUGACGCAAGCAACACCCAGAUAGGGGGAUCCAUUGUGUUCUAUCCUUACGCGUAUGAUGUUAUUUAA